Otolemur garnettii (small-eared galago) is the source of this 1007-nucleotide messenger RNA. Its product is annotated as reticulophagy regulator 2-like. The transcript has 5 exons. The record is from RefSeq and is a predicted model, not a curated record. The coding region runs from base 16 to 993 and encodes 325 amino acids. Lineage: Eukaryota; Metazoa; Chordata; Mammalia; Primates; Galagidae.
UGUGUUCCAAGAAUUAUGAUUUACUACAUUGUCUUGCUGAGUAUCCUGCUGUGGCCCCUGGUGGUUUAUCAUGAGCUAAUCCAGAGGAUGUACACUCGCCACAAGUCCCUGCUUAUGCAGCUGGACUACAGCACGAAGGCGGAUGCUGCUGUUUUGCGUCACAAACAUGACAAGAAGAAGCAGCAAGGAAAGAACAUACCUGCAGGAGGUGAUGAGCCAGGGGCAGAGGCGGAGCUGACUGGCUUCUCCCUGGGGGUAGAUGUGAAGAAAACGGCACUGGCAUUGGCCAUUACAGACUCAGAGCUGCCAGAUGAGGAGGCUUCCAUCUUGGAGAGUGGUGGCUUCUCUGUAUCCCAGGCUGCAACUCCACAACCGACUGAUGUCUCUGAGGAUUUGGACCAGCAGAGGGAGCCAGAGGCGGCCCUGAGCUGUGAGCUGGGGGAGAGAGAAGAGGCAGAGCUGGUACCUCCCAAGGACCUACUGGCCACCUCUCAGACCUUGGCAAAUCAAGCCCUGGACUCGGAGGAAGAGGAAGAUGUGACAGCUAAGAAAACCUUGCUUCGGCUCUCAUCCUCCCUUCACUUUGUGAACACACACUUCAGUGGGUCAGGAUCCUCCCCAGAUAGAGUGAAGUCCUCCCUUGAAGUACCAGUGGAGACGCUGAGCCCGGAGACAGUGAGUGGAGACCUCAGCACUCCACUCAGCAUCCUGUUGCCCCUACUUGGCCUUGCUGAAACUGACCGAGUGCCCUCCUCCAUGUUCUCAAGUCUUCCCCAGGACUCACCCCAGCUCCUGGCUGACCCUGAGGAAGAAGAGGGAUUCACUACUGAGGACUUUGAGUUGCUGGAUCAAGGGGAGCUGGAGCAGCUGAAUGUGGAGCUGGGUUUGGAGCCAGAGACACCCCGAAGACCCCCUGAUGCUCCAUCCCUGGGGUCUGACAACCAUUCUCUGGUACAGUCAGACCAAGAGGCUCAGACCAUGGCAGAGCCAUAAGCCAUGGGGAAGGA